Messenger RNA from Dichotomopilus funicola, 966 nucleotides. RefSeq names its product cinnamoyl-CoA reductase. Gene Ontology annotation, molecular function: oxidoreductase activity, acting on the CH-OH group of donors, NAD or NADP as acceptor. The record is from RefSeq and is a predicted model, not a curated record. Lineage: Eukaryota; Fungi; Ascomycota; Sordariomycetes; Sordariales; Chaetomiaceae. Bases 1 to 966 code for a protein of 321 amino acids. The transcript has 5 exons.
AUGCUUUCCGACAACCUAGCAAUCCCCAAGGGAUCUCGAAUCCUCGUUACAGGAGCCAACAGCUACAUUGGCUCCCACAUUGUCGACCUUCUUCUGGAACUUGGCUACGCUGUUCGGGGGACUGUUCGUGAGAACAAGCCUUGGCUGAAUGCUUUAUUCGAAAAGAAGUAUGGCAAAGGUCAAUUUGAAACUGUCAUCAUACCCUCGUUAGAAGCGCCCGGUGCUUUCGAAUCUGCAUUAGCAGAUGUGGCCGGCGUGGUACACGUGGCGUCUGUCGUGUCGUUCAGCUCGGAUCCGAACGAAGUUGUAACACCUGUUGUCGCCGCAACUAUCAAUGCACUGCAGGCGGCUUCCAAGCACUCUUCAGUGAAGCGAUUUGUUUUAACCUCAUCCUCAACUGCUGCACUUCUACCGCCCCUGAAUAAGAAGGUUGUAGUAACGGAAGUGGCUGCAUGGAGUGAUAGCACUCCUCCUGAAGCAAAGGGUUUCAGCAAUUAUGCGGCAUCUAAGACAGAGGGUGAACGUGAAGCUUGGAAGUGGAUCAAGAAGAACAAGCCCGGGUGGGGGCGUAUCCUCGCCCCACAGAUCCCGGGAUCAACAAUGGGCUGGACACGAAAUCUUCUUAAAGGAGAUGACUUUGCGAUAAAGACAUUUCCACCUCAGUGGUACGUGCAUGUGCGAGAUAUUGCUCGACACCAUGCCAUUGCCCUACUGGCUCCUGCUAUUCACGAUGAACGCAUUUUCUCCUUCGCUGGCCCGUUCAACUGGACGGAGGUGCUUGCCAUUUUGCACAAGCUUCGUCCAGAGGCCCAGCUGCCGGACGCGCCGGAGAACGAGGGUCGUGAUCUAAGCGACAUCAAGCCGGCGAAGAGAGCGGCGGCCUUGCUUAAAGAGUACUUUGGGAGAGAUGAUUGGACGAGUAUGGAGGAGGCGUUAGCGGAGGGAAUUGAGGAAGUCGAACAGUAA